AUGCAUGCGUGCGCGACGAUCGCCGUUGGUUGCCUGCUUGCCGUCUGGGGCAGGAGGGUUGCGGUGGGUGGCUGUGGCUGUGCGGCUGCGGGUCGCGCCCUUGUCGGUGCGGUGGGACGUGGUUCGCAGCCCGGCCUCGAGUACGGACCUAGGUACCUACGCCAGGCAGAAACAACUCAACUUACAAGGCAGACGCCAGCCCCAGCCAGUAACCUAGCAGGCCAGGCAGCCGACACUGACAAACCCCGUGCCACAAGCCAAGGCCACACGAGCCCGUCUCACUCACAGCCCCCUUGCUGCACACCGGCCCCAGCCACAGCCUCAGCCCCAACCGCGGGCGCUGUGCAUGCAUGCAAGCAACCAAGUAGCAAUCUCCCCCUGGCCCCAGCCAGCCAGCCAUUCCGAACGCCCGCCCCGUGCAACAGCUUGCUGACGCCGUCGCACCUAGCCAUCAUGCAUGCCUCCACCACCUCCACCACCGACAGCACAGGCACCACCACCUCCUCCUCCGCCUGCGCCGACUCGCCGAGCACGUUCCGGCGCUUCUCGCGACGGCUGACGGGCAGCACCGGGCGUCAAGACUCGGCGCUCACGGCCAGCUCGACCGACAGCCGCAGGUCCAAGGGCAAAGUCAUGGUCUUCAUCCGCUCAGCCGACGAAGUCGACCUGCAAGACCGCACCGCGGUCGAGGACCAAGUUCCAGGAAGACUGACGACGACGCGACCCGCAGCUUCCAAGACGCCGCCGCUGAACAUCGUCGACAUGCCGCGCUCGAUCUGGCGAGGCAACAAAGACAUCUACGUGCCCGCGAAAGGCGAGCACAAGCACGAUCUGCGCACGGAUGGCGACCCCCAGAAGUGUCGCCAGUGCGAGUUCGCGGCCACCAUCGAGCUCGACAAUAUGGGCUUUUUGUUCAAGCUCAAGCGCGCCAUGGGCUUGGUGAACCAGAUCUACGUCUUCGAGAAUCCGUUCCCGGUGAUACAGCCGGUUCACUAAUGUCGCCCGCCGCCUGGCUGUUACGGGGGUGUUUCUGAGGUAAUUCAGCUGAGGCAUCGACUGCUCCGCUGGGCCGAACGAGUGACUGGCGAUCAGUCGAAGGCGAGGAGCGUGCGCUUCACAAAAGCUAAACCGGAGCCGCAAUUAAUACAACUUUGGCUCUAUCAGUGUACGCUGAUGGGUAUGACCUAUCUCUGGAGUCCGAAUGGGAAGCAUUGCAGGCGUUCGAAGAUGUCCAGGAGAGGCAUUUUGUUUGGGGCAGUAGAAAAUCGAU
This is a messenger RNA of Aplosporella prunicola CBS 121167, 1270 nucleotides long. RefSeq lists its product as uncharacterized. The record is from RefSeq and is a predicted model, not a curated record. The transcript has 4 exons. NCBI's taxonomy places the organism in Eukaryota, Fungi, Ascomycota, Dothideomycetes, Botryosphaeriales, Aplosporellaceae. Bases 1 to 996 code for a protein of 331 amino acids.